GCCAAGCCUGAGAAAGACAGCCCUGAAUGAAUCAAAAACAGUCGGGAAAGAGAAGGAGAAGCUUUGUUAGCUGGAACUGGGGAGCGGGGAACACAUCUGCAUUUUUCUGAGGUUACUCUGGCUACUGUUUGAGGUGGAAUUGGGCUACUCCAAGAGGAGUGACAACGGAGAAGGAAGGGACGAUGAUUCUGCAACAAAGGCAAGUUCUCUUUCUCCUUGUUCUCCUGGGUGUGUCUGGGUUGGCCUCAGAGCUGGAGCAGUUUUCGGUUGUGGAGGAGAUGGAGAGAGGCUCCUUUGUGGCCAAUGUGGCAAAGGCCCUGGGCCUGGAGGUGGGGGUGUUUUCCAAUCGGGGAGCUAGAGUCGUUUUCAAAGGGAACAAAGAGUAUUUGCAGCUGCACCCUAAAACCGGGGAUCUGCUCCUGAGGGAAAAACUGGAUCGGGAGGAAUUGUGCGGCCCUGCCGAGCCCUGUGUUCUGCCUUUCCAGAUCUUACUGGAAAACCCCUUUCAGAUUGUUCGGGCUAACCUGAUGGUAGAAGACAUUAAUGAUCAUUCGCCAGUGUUCCUAGACACUGAGAUGGUACUAAAAAUCCCCGAGAACACCUCCCCCGGAACUGUAUUUAUACUAGAAAAUGCGCAAGAUUUAGAUGUAGGAACGAACAGUCUCCACAACUACACGAUCAGUCCCAACUCUCAUUUCCACAUUCAAAUUCGAGGGGACGCAGAGAGCAGGAAAUACCCAGAGCUUGUACUGGAUAAAGUUCUGGAUCGGGAGGAACAGCCUGAAGUUCGAUUGACUCUCACUGCAGUGGAUGGGGGAGCCAUACCAAGGUCUGGGACUGUGCAAAUCCGAAUCCUUGUAGUCGAUAUCAAUGACAAUGCCCCAGUAUUUACUCAGUCCCAGUAUGAGGUUCAGAUCCCUGAGAACAGUUCCAUUGGAUCCCUAGUUGUCACAGUCUCAGCGACAGAUUUAGAUGCAGGAAAUAACGCAGAUAUAUCGUAUACAUUUUUACAUGCCUCUGAAAACAUUCGUAAAACUUUUCAACUAUCAGAGAAAUCUGGGGAACUUUAUUUAAAGGAAGAAGUAGAUUUUGAGUCAAUUCAGUCUUACAUCAUCAGCAUUCAGGCCACAGAUGGUGGAAGCCUUUCUGGGAAGUGUAGUAUUACUGUUCAGGUGAUAGAUCUGAAUGACAAUCCUCCAGAACUGACAAUGUCUUCACUUACCAGCCCCAUACCAGAGAAUUCUCCUGAGACAGUGGUCGCUGUUUUCAGAGUUUCAGAUCUGGACUCUGGGGAAAAUGGAAAGAUGGUUUGCUCCAUCCAAGAUGACCUUCCCUUUGCCCUGAAACCUUCUGUUGAGAACUUCUAUACAUUGGUAACAGAGGGAGCACUGGACAGAGAGAGCAGGGCAGAGUACAACAUCACUAUUACAGUCACAGAUUUGGGAUCCCCCAGGCUCAAAUCUGAGCACAAUAUCACAGUGCUCAUCUCUGAUGUCAAUGACAACCCCCCAGUGUUUACUCAGAGAACCUACAAACUGUAUGUCCAGGAGAACAACAGCCCUGCCCUCCACAUUGGCAGUGUCAGUGCCAGUGACAGGGACUCAGGAAUCAAUGCCAAAGUCACCUACUCCCUACUGCCUCCAGAGACUGGAGACCUGCCCCUCUUCUCCUACAUCUCCAUCAACUCAGACAAUGGUCACCUCUAUGCUCUGAGAUCCCUGGAUUAUGAAGCCAUCCAAGCUUUCCAGUUCACUGUGAGGGCAACUGAUGGAGGCUCCCCAGCCCUGAGCAGCCAGGCUCUGGUUGAGGUUUUGGUACAAGAUGAGAAUGACAACUCUCCCUUUGUGCUGUACCCCCUGCAGAAUGGUACAGCUCCCUGCAAUGACCUGGUGCCCAGAGCUGCAGAGCCAGGUUACCUGGUGACCAAGGUGGUGGCUGUGGAUAGGGACUGGGGACAGAAUUCCUGGCUUUCCUACCAACUGGUCAAGGCCACAGAGCCAGGACUCUUCAGUGUGUGGGCCCACAAUGGGGAAGUUCACACAGCAAGACCCAUCAGUGAGAGAGAUGCCAUCAAGCAGAGGCUCCUGGUGCUGGUGAAGGACAAUGGGCAGCCUCCUCUGUCCACAGCAGCCACGCUGAAUGUGCUCCUGGUGGAUGGCUUUUCUGAGCCCUACCUGCAGCUCCCAGAUGCAACCAAGGAGGAGGUCCAGACUGACUCCCUUACCACCUACCUUGUCAUUUCCCUGGCCUCUGUCUCCUUUCUCUUCCUAGUCUCUGUUAUUAUAUUCAUUGUCAUUCGCCUUUGGAAGAGGAAGAGGAAUGCUAGUGAAGGUAGGCAUUUUGAUCCAAAUGGUCCUUUCCCGAGCUACUUGGUGGAUGUCAGUGGGACAGGGACUUUGUCCCAGAACUACCAGUAUGAGGUGUGUCUGACCAGUGGCUCAGGAACCAAUGAGUUCAAGUUCCUGAAGCCCAUUAAUCCCACCCUUCCUCCUACUCAGGCAACUGGGAAAGACUCUAAUGAGAACCCAAACUUAAGCAAUAGCUUUUGCUUCAAUUAGAUUUGACAUUGUUGUGACAUUGUUGUUGACAUUGCAUUUGGAGACUUGGUUUUUUUUCCCUUCUUAAAUUCUCUUCUUACCCUCCCACUAUUAGGUGCCUGUCUUCUGAUAGCAAGAGAGUAGAUUUUUAUGCUAUUCCAUUGUGUCAUAUUUUUUUUAUUCUCUCCUUUCCUCUCCAUACAAAUAUUUUCCUCUUCUAAAUCUUUUUUUAGUAAAUAUUUCAUUCUCUCCUUCCUUGUUAUAGCUUUGAAUUUUCUCUAUGUUACUAUACUCCCCCAUUGCUUUUUCAAAGGGAAUGAAGCAUCAUAUACUUCCUUUCACAUUUAAAACUUAGGUUUUAAGAAUAUUCCUUACUCAACAAAUUCAGCAAAUGUGUUUUAAGAUACUGUCUUGAUUUUUGCCUAGGUACUCUCCCUCGAAGUUAUCCUAUCCUGUAUCACCUGCAAAGGAAUAUUUUUCAAGAGUUCAUUCUCAUGUUAAUAAAAAUCUACUAUGGUUCUCCUGAAGUUAAAUUUUGAUAUUUGUUUUAACCUUCUGUGAGACUUUCUCCUUUUAUUUCUCUUUUCUUUGGUGAAAACUUUUCAAGGAAAAGCAAUGAUCUUGUAACCUACUAGCUGUGGCCAUAGUACUUUUAAUAAUUGCUCAUUUAUUUUUUUUAAAGCUUAACAUAUUAACUUUGUUAUUGUUUUAAAAUGGCAGAUGAAUUUCCCUGAAAAUACUCUCAAAUUUGGGGUUUCUGAUCCCAGUCCACAAAAUAUUAUAUGUGGAUGAAAGUUAUAAGGAAAAACAAAGAACACUAUGACAUUGAUGAAAAAACUUUUAGGAAUAUACCUUUAUGAAAGUAAGAGAAUUGUAUGAUAAAGUAUUGUGAUAAAAGAGUGUUUGUCAGUUUGCAGAAAAUUGUGAAGGAUGCAGACUGGUCUGACCAUUGAAUUUAUCAAUGGCAUUUUUAAAAUGACCAUCUCUAAUAUUCACACAUCCUUGAGUUGAAUGACAAGAAAUGGUUUGGUUGGUGCCUCUGGUUAUGUGGUGUUGUAAAGUAAUUCUAGAGAGCUACCUUAAGUGUGUGUAUAAUAUUCUUCUCCUGAAAUCUUAUAUAUUGGAUUUUACCCAUCCUUCAAAAGCCUAAGACAUAAAACCAAAUUUAAAUCAAUAUGUCUUUAUUUUCUCUUCUAUUUUUCCCCCAAAAUUCACUCCUUUGAGAAAUAUUUAGGUCAAAGGUGUCACAAUCUUGGCCAAAUGUGUGGUUUCAAAUGCUCAGCUUU
Dromiciops gliroides (monito del monte) is the source of this 3823-nucleotide messenger RNA. RefSeq names its product protocadherin beta-2-like. NCBI's taxonomy places the organism in Eukaryota, Metazoa, Chordata, Mammalia, Microbiotheria, Microbiotheriidae. Gene Ontology annotation, molecular function: calcium ion binding. The transcript has a single exon. Gene Ontology annotation, biological process: homophilic cell-cell adhesion. Gene Ontology annotation, cellular component: plasma membrane. The coding region runs from base 183 to 2558 and encodes 791 amino acids. The record is from RefSeq and is a predicted model, not a curated record.